Messenger RNA from Macrobrachium nipponense, 634 nucleotides. RefSeq names its product probable small nuclear ribonucleoprotein Sm D1 (gene SmD1). The transcript is spliced from 3 exons. Gene Ontology annotation, molecular function: RNA binding. Gene Ontology annotation, cellular component: U4 snRNP; U1 snRNP; U5 snRNP. NCBI's taxonomy places the organism in Eukaryota, Metazoa, Arthropoda, Malacostraca, Decapoda, Palaemonidae. Bases 71 to 433 code for a protein of 120 amino acids. The record is from RefSeq and is a predicted model, not a curated record. Gene Ontology annotation, biological process: spliceosomal snRNP assembly; RNA processing.
UAUGCGAGGAAGUUUAACUUGAUUGUAGGUUAGCACCUGAUACCAUAUUGUUUAUCUUUUCAGGUUUCUUAUGAAACUCAGUCAUGAGACAGUGACAAUUGAAUUGAAAAAUGGAACACAAGUUCAGGGAACCAUUACAGGUGUGGAUGUUGCAAUGAACACACAUUUAAAAAGUGUGAAGAUGACGCUGAAAAAUAGUGAACCUGUUAGUUACGACACACUUACUAUUCGAGGAAACAACAUUAGGUAUUUCAUUCUGCCUGAGUCUCUGCCUUUGGAGAAUCUCCUUAUUGAUGAUGGUCCACGUGCCAGAAGGGGUAGAGGAAUGGGUGGCCGUGGUGGGCGGGGCGGACGUGGCCGAGGAGGUGGACGUGGUGGUAGAGGACGUGGCGGUCCACGUGGAAGAGGCAGAGGUGGACCUCCACGUCGUUAAUACCUAUAGUAAUAAGCCUCAUCCCUCUUUUGAAUUGAAGUCAAGUCUGUGUAGUAAGCCCGUAACAAGGCUUUAUAAUAUAAAAUGUUUGAACCAAAAGUUCUAGUUACUAAGAUUUGAUUCAUUUUAUACUCGGUGCAUGGCCAUUGAAACAUUUGAGUAUUUUAUUAUUGGUACUAAAGAAGCUUUGACCACCGUACC